Molecule: messenger RNA, 3086 nt
Organism: Hermetia illucens (black soldier fly)
Lineage: Eukaryota; Metazoa; Arthropoda; Insecta; Diptera; Stratiomyidae
Product: protein FAN-like
Exons: 17
Coding region: 290-2977 (895 amino acids)
Molecular function (GO): protein binding
Source: RefSeq, a predicted model, not a curated record
AAUUACCAAUAAGUUAUACAUCGGUUAAAAUUUAAAAAUCUUAUCCGCCGGUUGGCGGUUGUUGGAUUUGAUAAGCUUAGGCUGUCAGUUGCUCCGAUGGGAACCUCGAGCACCAUGUACUCAUUCGUUGUUAUGCGUGUGACUUCCAAUGUCAAAGGCGCCAGACGUGUUGCGGUUCGGUCGCUUCUUCACUGACUUUUUUGGUUUAUUUGGGUUCCCGUUGAAUUUUAGUUAAAAUGACUCACUUAAUUAUCUUUGCUUAAGGGGAUUUUACUCACAGCUCGUCACAAUGGACAAGGAACGAUUUUCUCUACUCCUCCUCGAGCCCAAUGAGAUCUACUUCGAAGACUUUUCAGUAGAUUUGCUGCCGAACCCAGAGGAGCCCAUUAAUGCCGAGAACUGCAGACCUGUUAUGGGGCGGCUCAAAUUGUGCUCCAAGUCGCUUGUUUUCGACCCGAAGGACAUCAAGUCACCAAUUCUGAAAAUCCCCUUCAAGGAUUGCACAGAAAUAACUACGUGGCCUCUAAUCAGGCCGGAAAAUCAACUUUUGAUCAGGUGCUCGCAGUACAUUAAGAUGCUGGAAGGCAACGUUCUGGCUCCGUACGAGUUCGUAGUUGAGAGGAAAACCUUUCUUUUUCUCUUCCACUAUGCAAAUGUCAACGAUUACUUCUUGCAGCUAUGUCAGCAGUUGCAUAGAGCUUCGAGUCUCCAUGCCCUGGAUCAAGCCGACAUGAUAGCCACGAUUGUCUUCUCGAGGCACAAUCGAACCAAAUUCAACCCUUUGUGGCUAGAGAGCAUUUACGAGAAAAUCUUGUUGGAGUGCAAAGUGGAUGAGAUUAAACCGUUGAUUUUCAAUCCAGGCAAACUAGUUUUAACAGACACGUGCAUUUACUUCCAACCGUACAAUAAUAUCCAACCGUACCCAGUGAUAAAAAUAAAGUUAAGCAGCAUUACCAAUACAAUAAAAAGGCGAUUCUUACUCCGACAUACGGGCCUUGAAAUAAGAUGGGAGGAUUCGAAGCACCUCUACGUGUCGUUUCGUAACCUAGAUGAGCGCAAUAACUUUUGCGGUUUAUUGGGAGAACAAUCGUCGUACAACCCCACGAAUGAAGAACCAGAAAGUAUGAUGUUAAAAUGGCAGAAUCGUUUAAUAUCCAAUUACGAUUAUCUUGUCUACUUAAAUAGUUUAGCAGAUCGCACGGUUGAAGACCUAACACAAUAUCCAGUAUUUCCUUGGGUCCUUACCGACUACACUUCCAAUAAGAUAGACGUUAAUGAUGAAAGCAUUUAUAGAGAUCUUUCGAAACCAAUGGGUGCCUUAAAUCCGGAAAGGCUGGAACGCCUGAAAGAGCGAUGCGAAGAGAUGGGAAAUCCAAAAUUCUUAUAUGGAUCACAUUAUUCAGCUCCUGGCUUCGUCUUAUUUUACUUGGUUCGAAAAUAUCCUCAUCUGAUGCUGUGCUUACAAAAUGGAAGGUUCGACCAUCCAGAUCGAAUGUUUAACAAAUUGUCGGAUACAUUCAGUAACUGCUUAAACAACAUGUCUGAUUUUAAGGAACUAGUUCCCGAGUUUUAUGAUGUAUCACAGAAUGGUGACUUUUUGGUCAAUUUACAUAAAAUUAAUUUUGGGUUUCGGUCAGAUGGUACGCCUGUCAACCAUGUAACUUUACCACCGUGGGCAAAAAACUCUCCAGAACAGUUUGUACGAACUUUAAGAGAAGCUUUAGAAAGUGAUUAUGUUUCGAAGAACCUCAAUCAUUGGAUCGAUUUGAUAUUUGGAUAUAAGCAACGGGGCGAGGAGGCGCUCAAAGCAAAUAACCUAUUCUACCAUUUGUGUUAUGAAGGUGCUGUCGAUUUGGACACUGUUAAAGAUGCAAAUGCUCGGCACGCAUUGGAAAUUCAAAUUUCGGAAUUCGGACAAAUUCCAAAGCAGCUUUUUACCAGGCCUCAUGUAUCUCGAGACACAGAAAGUUCCUUACAAAUUGAGAGUCCUAAAAGAAGAAGUCUAGGUGCGAAUACCUCAUUUGGACUGGAAUUGAAAGGUUCCUAUCCCGCUCACAAGGAACCAAUUACUUCGUUAUCCAUAGACGGUGACUGUAUCAUUUCCACAGGGAGAGAUGGCGUUCUGAAACUCUACAAUAUCGAAACUAACAAACAAAUUCGAAACUUAGCAAUUGCGGAUGUUCCUCUAAGCGCCUGUUUUAAAAUUGCAAAUUCGAGUGUGCUUGUCAUUGCCUCGUGGGAUGAUACAAUUUUAUUGUAUAACUGUGAUUAUGGCCGAAUCUCAGAUGUUAUUCCAGCGCAUGAUGAUGCUGUUUCUGCUUUGAGCCUCGUGUCUGACCUAGGAAUACUCAUAUCCGGUAGCUGGGAUUGUAGCGUGAAAAUAUGGAAGGGAUUCACCGACAUGGAAUACAAAAGCUUUCGCUUAUCGGAAUCAAUGAUCGGGUAUUGCUCAUUCGAUGAAAAAAUAACUUGUCUUGACAGCAGAAGAAAAGACUUUCUAGUGAAUAUUGCCGCUGCGACAGCGACUGGUGAAAUUUUCGUUUGGGAAAUUGAUGCUCAGAAUAUAGUUAAAAGCAAGACUUGUGAAAUACCCAGUACAGAGCCAAAACGACUGGCCAAACAUAAAACUGAAAUCACUAGUCUGGCUUUCAAUUCCACCGCAACCAAGCUAGCAUCUUGUAGUGUAGAUAAAAUGUUCUGUGUAACGGAUGUAGUCACUGGGAUGAAUCUGUUUAGCAAGGGCUUAGAGAAUUCACCAACGUCGUUGAGUUGGUGCGGCGAGAGCGAAUUUAUACUGAUAGUUGAUGUGAGUGGGCACUUGGCGAUUUGGAAUCUCCUCGAAGGAAAUUUAAAAUGUGAUAUCACUGCUACAGAUGGACCACUUUCCUGCGUGUGCUAUGAUGAACGAAAGCAACUUGUAAUCACAGCUGGCAGAGAAAAGAACGAUUACCAGAUAAAAUGCUGGGUAUUGAAAUAAUUGUAAUUAAACUGUCCGAUUUUGGGAAGUAUUAAUAUAGGAAAAAUGUUUUUAUCGUAUAUUGUCCAAGUUUUAUGAGUGUAUUGGUAAUAAAUUAUUUGAUAUCGAA